AUGUCUUCUACACCGUCUUCUCGCCGAAGAGGGCACUCUUCCAGGAAUUCGCAGUCCUCAACUCCUGCACGACAACCGCAGUCAACCCCGAGAAGCACACGUCAAGCGCCCAAUGGUAACGCAGUGCCAUCUUCUUCGCCUUUAUUCUUUCAGUCGUCACCUCGUCGGCAAACGCCAGGUCCUGCCUCGCAACUAGCAAGCGAUGGCAUGAUAAUUAGUUCUCCGCCCAGAAACUCAUCGGAUGCUGGUGACCGCGAAUUGACACCUCGACCAACUACACGGCCCAUUGAUGAAUCAUCUCCAGUUCGAUAUGACCCCAGCUCCAGUCCAGCUCCGAAUGGCAAUCGUAUUGAUUCAGACAUUCCCAGCAGCAGCAGUGGUCUUUUCGUCCGCCAGGAUCGACCACUACGCACAGAUGCAAGAAGGGGUGACAUCCAUUCGGACACCUUCGAUGGUCCCUCUGCGCGCCGCCGACGAAUCUUGGUGGGAGAGGAUGGCAUGCCAGUACGAGAUAACGAGGAUCCUGCCUCCGAAGCCACUUUUACCAACAUAAAUCCCGACACCUCAGAAGCCGACGCGCUUGGUGGGAAUUCAUCAAGAGUGAUCUGGGGAUCCAAUAUCUCCAUCAUCGAUUCAUCAGCCGCAUUUAAGAGUUUCCUCCAUGGCUAUACCAAGAAAUAUCGCAUGUGGGCCGAAGGAUACACAGAGGCAGAGACUGCGAAUCUUGAGGUCGCUCAGGAGCGCGAGUAUGUCGACAUGAUGCAGAAUAUGCUGAACACCGGACUUGAACAAUUGAAUCUUGAUGCACGAAAUCUCAAGGCAUAUCCCGCUACCAACAAACUCUGGCAUCAAAUGCAGUCUUACCCUCAGGAGAUCAUUCCAUUAAUGGAUCAGACACUCCGCCAGGUAAUGAUCGAAAUCGCCCAAAAUCAGAUGCGUGAUAUGCAGCGAACAAAUGCAGCUACACGCGCCAGGGACACAAGUUCUAUGCCAGCUUUGCCACAAUCUGACCUAGAUAGUGCUCUAACCCCAGGAGCCACUCCAGGGCAUGCUACAGACAAUAUGGACAACCUCAUGACGCAAGCUCAAGAAAACCGGUGGAAAGUUUCGAUCUUUGGCCUGGAUAAAUCCAUCAACAUGCGAGAUCUCGACCCAGCCGACCUCGACAGGCUCAUUUCAGUCAAAGGCUUGGUCAUCCGAACCACUCCAGUCAUUCCAGACAUGAAAGAAGCCUUCUUUAAGUGUACGGUUUGUAACCAAACUGUUCUGGUUGCGAUUGAUCGAGGUAAAAUUGCAGAGCCAACUGAAUGUCCUCGACAGGCUUGCAAGUCCAAAGAUAGCAUGGAGAUUGUUCACAAUCGUUGUGUCUUUGCCGACAAACAAGUCAUAAAACUCCAAGAAACACCAGACUCAGUACCAGACGGACAAACACCGCAUAGUGUGUCGUUGUGUUGUUACGACGAGAUUGUGGACGCGUGUAAAGCCGGUGACAGGAUUGAGGUUACUGGCAUCUUCAGAAGCAAUGCUGUUCGAGUGAACCCACGGCAGCGUGUUAUCAAAGCACUUUUCAAGACAUACGUCGACGUUCUGCAUAUCCAGAAAGUGGAUAAGCGAAAAGUUGGCAUCGAUGCCUCAACUGUGGAGCAAGAAUUGGCCGAGCAGGUUGCAGGUGCCCCAGAACAGGUCAGAAAAUUCUCGGCCAAGGAGGAGGCAAAGAUCAAGAGCACAGCCGAACGCGAGGACAUCUACGAUCUCCUUUCGAGAAGUUUGGCUCCUAGUAUCUACGAGCUUGAUGAUGUCAAGAAGGGUAUACUGCUUCAACUCUUCGGAGGCACAAACAAAUCCUUUGAGAAAGGUGGCAGUCCUAAAUACAGAGGUGAUGUCAACAUCCUGCUCUGCGGUGAUCCUUCAACUGCAAAAUCGCAACUCUUACAGUAUGUGCACAAGAUCGCACCAAGAGGUGUUUACACUUCAGGGAAAGGGUCUUCCGCUGUUGGUCUUACUGCAUAUGUGACCAGAGAUCCGGAGUCGAAACAGCUCGUCCUCGAGUCUGGAGCACUCGUCCUUUCAGACGGAGGCGUAUGCUGUAUCGACGAGUUCGACAAGAUGAACGAGGCAACUCGAUCAGUCCUGCACGAAGUCAUGGAACAGCAGACCGUUUCAAUUGCGAAAGCUGGCAUCAUCACCACUCUGAACGCCAGAACCAGCCUCCUCGCUUCUGCCAAUCCCAUCGGCAGCAAGUACAACCCAAACCUACCAGUUCCCCAGAAUAUCGAUCUGCCACCAACUCUACUCUCGCGAUUCGACCUCGUCUACCUUGUGCUGGACCGCAUUGACGAAGUCAACGACCGAAGACUUGCAAAGCAUGUUGUCGGCAUGUAUCUUGAAGACACACCGGAGAACGCAACCAAGGAAGAAGUCCUUCCCAUCGAAUUCUUGACAUCCUACAUCUCCUACGCCCGCACCAACAUCCACCCGACCAUAACACCCCCAGCUGCCCAUGCCCUCACCACGGCGUAUGUCCAAAUGCGAUCACUAGGCAACUCCAUUCAAGCAACCGACCGACGCAUCACCGCGACAACACGACAACUUGAAUCGAUGAUCCGACUCAGCGAAGCGCACGCGAAGAUGCGCCUCUCUCCUAUCGUCACCGAAGCCGACGUGGACGAAGCAGUGCGCCUGAUCAAAUCCGCCAUCAAAGCGUCCGCGACCGACGCCCGCACCGGCUUGAUCGACAUGGGUCUGCUGUCCGAAGGCGGCAGCGCCUCCGACCGCCGCCGCAAAGAAGACCUCAAGCGUGCCGUCCUCGCCGCCAUCGAUGAGAAUCCCGUCGUCAGGGCUGGCAACCCCAUCCGCUAUAGCGAACUAUAUCGCGCCGUGGGCGACGGGAGUUCGGCGGAGGUUGAGGGCGCCGAGUUCCAGGAUGCACUGCGUGCGUUGGAGCUCGAGGGCAAGGUCCAGGUCCUGGGUGAUGGGGCAAGGAGGACUGUCAGGCGCGUUACAGGUGUUUAG
Messenger RNA from Exophiala bonariae, 3012 nucleotides. RefSeq lists its product as uncharacterized. Gene Ontology annotation, cellular component: MCM complex; nucleus. Gene Ontology annotation, biological process: double-strand break repair via break-induced replication; DNA replication; DNA strand elongation involved in DNA replication. The record is from RefSeq and is a predicted model, not a curated record. The transcript is spliced from 3 exons. NCBI's taxonomy places the organism in Eukaryota, Fungi, Ascomycota, Eurotiomycetes, Chaetothyriales, Herpotrichiellaceae. Gene Ontology annotation, molecular function: ATP binding; single-stranded DNA helicase activity; single-stranded DNA binding. The coding region runs from base 1 to 3012 and encodes 1003 amino acids.